UCUUCCGAGAACGGAAGGAAUCAGUGGACGUUUCCUUUCGCCUCUAUGGAUCGAGGCAAACCAUUGGCACCAUGGAAGGGUAGUGAUGAAAGUUGUUUCAGGGAAGCGCUCGCCCUGACCCAGCAGUAGCAUAUGUCAGAUGAGAGAGAGGGUCAGAUGCUGCGUGUUGGCUUGUUCCGGACUGGAGGCUAACCCAAAGCUACUCUUCAGAAUGAAUGAGCUUUGUUAAGAGAGCCUCGUGACCAUGGCGGGCCGUGACCCGGCCUUAAGGAGGUGCUGGAGUCAGACGUGUCAAGUUCGAUAACACUUUUGAAAAACCUUCAGGAGCAGGUGAUGGCUGUCACUGCACAAGUACAAGCACUGACAACAAAAGUUCGAGCUGGAACAUAUUCUACAGAGAAGGGUCUGAGCUUCUUGGAAGUGAAAGACCAGCUGUUGCUCAUGUACCUUAUGGAUCUGAGCCACCUUAUCCUGGAAAAAGCCUCCGGAGGGUCUCUGCAGGGACACCCCGCAGUCUUGAGGCUGGUGGAGAUUCGCACGGUUUUAGAAAAACUUCGUCCAUUGGACCAAAAACUGAAGUAUCAAAUUGACAAACUGGUCAGGACGGCAGUGACAGGCAGCCUCAGUGAGAAUGACCCGCUUCGUUUUAAGCCUCAGCCCAACAAUAUGAUGAGCAAGUUGAGCUCUGAUGAUGAGGAGGAAAAUGAAGCAGAGGAGGACCAGUCCGAAGCCUCAGGGAAGAAAUCUGGAAAAGGCGCAUCUAAGAAAUACGUCCCACCACGCUUGGUCCCAGUGCAUUAUGAUGAGACCGAAGCUGAGCGGGAACAAAAGCGUCUGGAGAAAGCCAAGAGACGGGCACUGAGCAGCUCUGUCAUCCGUGAGCUGAAGGAGCAGUACUCGGAUGCCCCAGAGGAAAUCCGUGACGCGAGACACCCUCAUGUUACUCGCCAGAGUCAGGAAGACCAGCAUAGGGUCAACUAUGAAGAGAGCAUGAUGGUGCGCUUGAGUGUCAGCAAGCGAGAGAAAGGACUGCGAAAGCGAGCAAGUGCCAUGAGCUCCCAGCUUCAUUCCCUCACACACUUCAGCGACAUCAGUGCUCUGACAGGGGGCACUGCUCAUCUUGAUGUGGACCAGAAUCCUAUUAAAAAGCGGAAGAAGAUACCCAAGAAAGGUCGGAAGAAGAAAGGUUUUCGGAGGCGCUGGUGACGUGCUUACACAUGCACUUUUGGUUAUCCUUGGAUGCUUCUAACUUCACUGUGUGUAGGAAAUGUGGAAAGAGCUUCACUAAAUAAAAUUGAUUGUGUUUAUGAAUGAAA
Mastomys coucha (southern multimammate mouse) is the source of this 1316-nucleotide messenger RNA. It is a transcript of the gene Ngdn, whose product is annotated as neuroguidin. The coding region runs from base 334 to 1206 and encodes 290 amino acids. Gene Ontology annotation, cellular component: nucleolus; small-subunit processome. The record is from RefSeq and is a predicted model, not a curated record. Gene Ontology annotation, biological process: maturation of SSU-rRNA from tricistronic rRNA transcript (SSU-rRNA, 5.8S rRNA, LSU-rRNA). The transcript is spliced from 11 exons. Lineage: Eukaryota; Metazoa; Chordata; Mammalia; Rodentia; Muridae.